AUGAGUUAUGAUACUUAUGUAUAUUACAAUAAGACUCAACAUCGUCAAACAUUAACAAUAAAUGAUAUGAAUAGAAGUCUAUUGACUUGGACAAAUGAUUCAAUCGAUGAAAAAUUAACACCGACUCGUGAAGCAACAUUUAUUGCUGCUAUGUUCGCAUUUAUAUUUAUAUUUAUUGGACUCGUUGGUAAUAUUAUUUUAUUGGCCACAAUAUUAUCAGUUAAAAAAUUAAGAUCAAAUAUUAUAAACAUAUUUAUUGUCUCUUUACAAGUCAAUGAUCUAAUGAAUAUUGGUUUUAAUCAAUUUUUUGUUGGUCUAUCAUAUGCAAAUCGUGAAUGGUUAGGUGGUAGAAUAUUAUGUGAUCUUGUUGUUUAUUUUUCUGGUUUUUGUAUGGGUUGUUUACUUUGGCAUCAUUGUCUAAUAGCUAUUCAUCGUUAUGUUGCUGUUGUUUACCAUAAAUUAUUACGUAAAAUGUCAUUAAAAACUUAUGCUACCGUUUCAUUAAUAAUAACACGAUUAGUUCCUAUUGCUGCUUGUAUUCCAUCAUUUCGUCGUUAUACAAUUUCUUAUUCACCACAAAUUUUACGAUGUCAAUUUAUUGGUCGACUACAAAUAAUAAUAAACGUAUUUAUUUUAAUAUUAUUACCAGCGAGUAUAAUUAUAUUCUGUUUUUUGGGUAUAUUUAUUUUUGUUGCUCGUGCUACACAUGUUUCACGAAUGAAACAAGUACGUUCAAUGCAAACGUCCAAUACACAAACAUUAAGACGAGAAAUUCGAAUAACAAAAAUGUUUGGAAGUCUAUUUGCUAUAUUUUUAUUUGGUUAUCUUCCAUACGGUCUUGUUCGAGCGUAUGAUAAACGUGGCCAUCUUCAUCCGGAUAUAUACGUUCUACUAACUAUUAUUUAUUGCGUAUCAAUUUGUACUAGUCCAUUUGUUUACGGUAUUAUGAAUAAUCAACUACGUCACGAGUGUAAACAACUUAUUUUAUGCUGUUUAUAUUGCAAAAAAAUGAGUGAAUAUAAAAAAUAUUCGUUAACACGAGUGACAGCUGUAAACAAUAGUGCCAAUAAUAACAAUAGUCCCUCCACAACAUCCUUGAGAGACAUCAAAGUCAAACUGAAGAAUAAUAUUACGCCCGUUUGA
Molecule: messenger RNA, 1143 nt
Organism: Didymodactylos carnosus
Lineage: Eukaryota; Metazoa; Rotifera; Eurotatoria; Philodinida; Philodinidae
Source: the annotation of a GenBank genome assembly